This is a messenger RNA of Chara braunii, 2039 nucleotides long. The record is from the annotation of a GenBank genome assembly. NCBI's taxonomy places the organism in Eukaryota, Viridiplantae, Streptophyta, Charophyceae, Charales, Characeae.
GACUACACAAAAUUAAUGGAAAAAUAUGGAAAGAUGAUGCGCUUUUCUGAUGCCGAACGCGUGUUCGGGGAUAUCGAACGUGCAGGCUUGCUGCAUGAUCCUGUGUCUUUCACUGUCCGGAUAACUAAUCUUGGGCGCCAAGGACGAGGCGAAGAGGCAGAGGAGUUGGUUGGUGACAUGCUAUAYAGGGGGAUGACUCCUGACAAGAAGACAUGGACGGCUYUGAUAAUCGCGCAAGGGCGGUCGAGAAAUCCRACGAGAGCUGAGGCAGCACUAAGGGCCAUGCUCUCCUCUUGCGAGCGUCCUCAUUUGCCAGCGUAUACCGCGCUGGUCAACGCCUAUGGACGAGCAGUGCGUGCCGAUGAUGCUCAGCGUAUCUUCGAUGAACUCCUGCAGCACAGGUUCCGACCCAGCCGAAAUGCCUUCACAUCUCUGAUUGAAGCGUAUGGCCGUACCGGCGACACCGACAAAGCGAUUCAAACGUUCGAACAAAUGUGGGGUACAGCCGUGAGUGAUAGAUUGGGUAUGGAGAUAGGGGAAAUCAUGGAGGUUGACGAGCAUGACGUAGACCUUGUAACUUCAGGAGAGCAUUCUGGUGGUAAUGCCAGCAAGAAGCGUUCGGGUAGCCAAUCCCAACAUGUCCCCAAACACAUUUGUCGGCGACGGAGGGGCCUCGAUUUGAUAGAUGAUGUUGCGAUGGCGACAGUCGUGAGAGCUGCUAGGUUGUUCGGAGCCUGGGAGAAGGCGGCGGAGCUCGUGCGAUCAUUCGAGCGCGCUGACUCGAAAAUAAAGAUGAAAGAGGCAGCACUUGCACAAGGACCUGAAGGAGUUCAACGACACGUGAAGCGCCAUAUGGAGUCCCCAGGGUCUUUGACGUACACAACGUUGAUCGACGCAUACAGUCGUGUCGGUCGGUUCGACGACGCCAGACGAGUGUUUGUAGUGAUGGAAAUGGAGGGGAUUCGUAGCGUAGAAAGCACCUACGUGUCCUUGCACAAUUCCUAUGCCCGUGUUGGGCUUGCGGAAGAGGCAGCCAAAGCAAGGGAAGAAAUGGAAGGUCGACGCAUACGGCCCACACUGUAUGGGUAUUUGGAAAUGCUGCGAGGCCUUUGCGAUGCAUCCAUGUACUCUGAAGCACUGGAUCUUUGGACGAAGAUGCAUGUUGAUGGCUGUGUCCCGACGGACGAGCAGUUACAAGGGCAUGGGUUGACAGGAGAUGCAAAGGUCUUGACCCCUGACGAACUCACAUUGUUGCUUGGAGGGGCGAAAUCAGCAGAAUUGGAAUUGCAAUCGGAAGAAGGUAGCGCCGACAGGAAAGCUAUGCCUGCCGAGGUUGCAACAACAGAAUUAGUCAGGAGGAGACGGCAGAGAGGUGACGCUGGGGGCAUAGCACCAAUGGAAGUACGGCAGGUCAGACGAAUCGGCGAGAACGGCAAGUACAGGGAGGGGUACAGGGAACCUUUUCCCUGUUGCGAUGAGACGCACGUCGAACCCAUCAUGGGCUUUGCCAUCAUCAUCAUCCUCGCCUUCCGUAUCAAUAUAGAUUGGACCAUGCAAAUCGUCGCGGCCAUACCUGUUGGUGCCGAGCGAGGAACCUCAGGGGGCGCUCGCAUCGUGACUCGUAGGAUCAACACAGGGAACUGGAACAGACCCACAUGGCCAUCUGCAGAGCAAGAGCAGCUGGGUUGGCUGGCUGCAGGCUGUUCACGUGUCUCGAUUGAACACCGGGUAUGAACGGUAUCUCCAAUGGGUUUGAUGGUAAAGAGGCGGCGGUGGUGUAUUGCACUCACUUGGAGAAUGAGGACCCUGACACGCUCGAAGGGUUGAAGGCACUGUCUUUUUGAAGAGGCCCUGAUAAACUGACCGAGCAAUUUGGAUUUUGCGCAUCCCUCUAGCCAGAUGGGCUGAGCUGGUGAAGAAUGAGAUCAAGAAGGGCCCCAUAAACGGACCACGGAAGGGCCCAUGUAUAGAGACCAAAAAGGUCACACAUUGGGACUACCACUGGCCUAUAUUCAGGCCAACAAAAGCCCCUGAUGAGA